GUCUCCGCUCGCUGAAACCAUGGAAACAGCCCCGAAACUCGAUUCCAGUUCUGAUUUUGACCUCAUAAUCUUAGGUGCUUCGGGAUUUACUGGCAAAUACGUUGUCAGAGAAGCUGUCAAAUUCCUUAACGCCCCUUCCUCCCCUCUCAAAUCCAUCGCCUUGGCAGGUCGUAACCCUGCGAAACUCUUCGACGCUCUUAAAUGGGCCAGCCGUCCUGAUCCCCCGCCUUCGAUCCCAAUUUUAACCGCCGACACAACAGAUCCCUCUUCUCUCCACAGGCUCUGUGGCCAGGCCAAGCUGAUUCUCAACUGCGUCGGCCCUUUUCGUCUUUACGGCGACCCUGUCGUUGCCGCUUGUGCUGAAACCGGGUGUGAUUACUUGGACAUAUGUGGCGAGCCUGAGUUCAUGGAGAGGAUGGAGGCGAAGUACCACGACAAGGCUAUGGAGACUGGAUCUUUGGUGAUAUCGGCAUGUGGGUUUGACUCGAUUCCUGCUGAAAUGGGACUGAUGUUCAAUUCGAGACAGUGGCAGGCUCCGUCGGUGCCGAACCGCGUCGAAGCGUACUUGAGCUUGGAGUCCGAUAAAAGGAUUGUGGGAAACUAUGGGACUUAUGAAUCGGCGGUUUUGGGCGUGGCUAAUGCGAAGAAGUUGCAGGAACUGAGACGGUCGAGGCCCCGAAGAGCUAGGCCAGUGAUUCCUGGAGCUCCUCCUCCGAAAGGAAGUAUUGAACACCAGAAGAAAAUUGGACUUUGGGGAGUAAAGCUACCUUCUGCAGACUCGAUUGUUGUACGAAGAACACUAGCAGCUCUAACGGAGAAUCCCCACGGUCUUCCUGGAAGGAAUGAGAGCGCUGAGGCAGUUGAGAAAAGGGGAGCAUACUGGUCAAACGUGAAGCCAGCUCAUUUUGGUGUGAAAGUAGGCUCCAAAUCCUUGUUGGGGAUUUUUGGAUUUGUUACGAUCGGGGUUUUCUUUGGUCUUUUGGGAAGUUUUUCUUUUGGUAGGUGGCUUCUUCUGAAAUUCCCUUCGUUCUUUAGCCUUGGUGGGUUCAGGAAGGAAGGUCCCUCUGAAGAGGAGGUGGAAAGCGCUUCAUUCAAGAUGUGGUUUGUAGGGCAUGGUUAUAGCAAUGAGAGUCUUGCGGCACAGGGAAACUCAAAACCUGACAUGGAAAUUAUAACAAGAGUAAUGGGACCGGAAAUUGGAUACAUCACCACUCCAAUCACUCUUAUUCAGUGUGCUCUGGUUCUUCUCAGCCAACGGGACAACCUACCAAAAGGCGGAGUUUACCCUCCAGGUAUAGUGUUUGGUCAUACUGAUCUUCAGGAAAGACUUCAACAAAAUGGGAUAUCAUUUGACAUCAUCUCUAGGAGUACUCUUUCCUCUUGAUUGCUCCGCUUUAAUCUUUUGUUAGCCCAGGCAAAGUUAUCUUGAUCGGCAGAGAAACCCUCUUUCUUUUUUUUCUUUUGUCUUUUUUACAUUUUGCAAGGGUACUAAAGAUUUUACUUGUUCUGAAUUCGAUCAUCUCUUAACCAUGAGCACAUUUGUUCAGGUGCAUUUUACUUAUGUCUUUUAGGCUGAUAUUCUAGGAAAAUAAUAUGAUACAAAGUAGGCGGCGUAAUUUAUAAUUACCCCUCUUUUAUUUCGAGUAAUUAUUUAUGGAUUGAUUGAUCACUGUGUUUUAAUCCCGCAUUUUGUCCGAUAAAUCUUA
Messenger RNA from Neltuma alba, 1706 nucleotides. Its product is annotated as probable mitochondrial saccharopine dehydrogenase-like oxidoreductase At5g39410. NCBI's taxonomy places the organism in Eukaryota, Viridiplantae, Streptophyta, Magnoliopsida, Fabales, Fabaceae. Bases 20 to 1384 code for a protein of 454 amino acids. The transcript is spliced from 2 exons. The record is from RefSeq and is a predicted model, not a curated record. Gene Ontology annotation, biological process: glycolipid biosynthetic process. Gene Ontology annotation, cellular component: plasma membrane; mitochondrion; lipid droplet.